GGGCGCGGCGGGGACGACCCAGUGCCGGCGCCGUGCGGGCGACACGCGCGUCUCUGCGGGCUGCGCGGGGUCCGCGGAGCGGCUGGGGGCGCGCGGCGCGGGCGCGGCGCUGGGCGCGGGGGGCGCUCCCGGCCGGGAUGAGCUCACCGCAGUCGCGCCGGGGCUGAGCCGAGCGGGCGGCGGCUCCGCGGCGGGCCGCGGCCACCAUGCUGGGCCUGGACGCGUGCGAGCUGGGGGCGCAGCUGCUGGAGCUGCUCCGGCUGGCGCUGUGCGCCCGAGUCCUCCUGGCUGACAAGGAAGGUGGGCCAACCCCAGGAGAGGAGGUGCUGGAUGAAGCCCUGCCGGAGUACCAGGCACCAGGAAAGAAGAGCAUGCUGGAAAUCUGGGAGCUGGACCCAGAGGAUGAGAGUCUGGCCAAGUACAAGCAGGCACUGCUGGGGACUCUGCCACCUGCAGUGGACCCCAGCCUGCCCAACGUGCAGGUGACCAGGCUGACGCUGAUAUCUGAGCAGGCUCCAGGGCCCAUCACCAUGGACCUCACAGGGGACCUGGCUGCAGUGAAAAACCAGGUGUUUGUCCUAAAGGAAGGCGUUGAUUACAAAGUGAAGAUCACCUUCAAGGUCAACAAGGAGAUCGUCAGUGGCCUGAAGUGUCUGCAUCACACCUACCGCCGGGGCCUGCGCGUGGAUAAGGCUGUCUACAUGGUGGGCAGCUACGGCCCCAGGGCCCAGGAGUACGAAUUUGUGACGCCGGUGGAGGAGGCACCGAGGGGCAUGCUGGUUCGGGGCCCCUAUGUCGUCAGGUCCCUCUUCACUGAUGAUGACAGGACGGACCACCUGUCCUGGGAGUGGGGCCUCCACGUCGGCCAGGACUGGAAGGACUGAAGCCCGCUUGGGGCCCAUGUCCCCCACCUCUGUCAGUUGCUGCACAGGGACUCCCAAGCAUUCCCCAGACCCCCAGCCAGUGACCAGACCCCCACCUGCUCUGUCCUGCCCUCUCGCCUGGCACCCUGACAGUCCCAUUAAAUAUCACCCUGUCU
Molecule: messenger RNA, 1039 nt
Organism: Castor canadensis (American beaver)
Lineage: Eukaryota; Metazoa; Chordata; Mammalia; Rodentia; Castoridae
Source: RefSeq, a predicted model, not a curated record